Messenger RNA from Parastagonospora nodorum SN15, 1101 nucleotides. RefSeq lists its product as hypothetical. The transcript is spliced from 3 exons. Bases 1 to 1101 code for a protein of 366 amino acids. The record is from RefSeq and is a predicted model, not a curated record. Lineage: Eukaryota; Fungi; Ascomycota; Dothideomycetes; Pleosporales; Phaeosphaeriaceae.
AUGAGCAUCAUGGUCACUCCUACUCGAGCGACGUCAAAGUCAACGAAAACCUGGGCUGAGAAGAUCUACAAUCCCGUCGGCUUUACCAAGGGGUACAACUUCGCGCUUUACUUCAUCUUUGGGGGUGCAAUGGUAGGCUUCUGCCUCGCACGCUUCAUGUACCUCAACUUCGACAACAACUUUUGCCCAAGUACACCAUCGGGUGAUGGAAAUGGCGCCGCACCCGGCGAAUGCUACUACUUCCUGAACUUCGAUCGGUACAAGAUUGGAAUACUACUGCAUCUUGCUAGUGUACUGCCAGCGGGCAUCCUCGCUGUAAUGCAGUUCACGCCAUACAUUCGACACCGUUGGAUUAUGGUGCAUCGCAUUUCCGGCUACUUCGCGAUCCUUCUCUACGCCAUCAGUCUCGUAGGAGCCUUGAUGAUUGCACGUCACUCAUUCGGUGGUGGUCUCGAUGUUCAAGCGUGGAUUGGGUUCGUGGGCACCGGCGUCUUGGUCUGCUUCAUCAUAUCAUACAUCAACAUCAGGAGGUUGCAGAUUGAACAACACCGCGCAUGGAUGCUGCGAGGAUGGUUCUACGCUGGAGCAAUCAUCACGAACCGACUUAUAAUGAUCAUCGCAGCCAUGAUCAUAUCAAAGCAGGAAUACUUCGUUGCCUGGCCCUGCACGAAGAUCGAGUCGACUUUUUCGGACGCUUCCGAAUUUCUCUCAAGCUAUCCAUCUUGCGCCGCCUAUAUCAACGGUACCGAUCUGACCGAGUUUGCGCUUGUGAACGCCAGCAUGGACGGUCCUGGAGGCGCGAAUGCUGGCGCAGCGUUGAACGUUCCAUUCGGAAUGGCUCUAUGGCUGUCUGUGGUCAUUCACGCAAUCGGAGUAGAGAUCUACCUACACCUUACACCAAAAGAAGCGCAACGCCUCCGACAAGUCAGCUAUCAAAGACAACUCGAGGCUGGUCUGCGCAACCCCGGAUCUGCAGGACUCACAUCUGAUCGAUUGGGUGACGCGGAGAAAUGGACGCCAGAACAGCAGCCAAGGCUGGCCAGCACGGGUACAGCAGUGAGCACGGUUUCUACCGUGAAUGUUUCCCAAGAGACAAAAUAG